Messenger RNA from Oryctolagus cuniculus (rabbit), 1948 nucleotides. The record is from RefSeq and is a predicted model, not a curated record. NCBI's taxonomy places the organism in Eukaryota, Metazoa, Chordata, Mammalia, Lagomorpha, Leporidae.
GGCCAUUUUCACUGCUCUUUCAAUCAGGUUAGCAGGGAACUAGAUUGGAAGUGGAGCAGCAAGGACUCAAGUCCUCUGUUUACAUGGGAUGCCAGCAUUGAUGGUGGAGGCUUAGCCUGCUGGAUCACAAUUCUGGUGACUAUUGCAGGUUCUGAAACAAAUCUCUAAGCAUUUUUCUCAGUGAGUCACAAAUGCAGAUUGUACUGCAGACAUUCCCAGGUUCUCUUUUUGGGCAAAUAAUUCCAUUGCUUUCAUUUAAUUAUGUAUAAUGUCAUUUCAAAUGUUUAUCAUUUGAAUGUUUUGGGCAAGUAUUUCCAUUGCUUUCACUUUAAUUAGGUAUAAUGUUAUUUCAAUUGUUUAUCACUAGAAUAAUCAUAGACAAGGGCAAAAGCUAAUUUGUAUUCUUUGUCUUACCUGUAUUUUCUCUCUUACUUAAAAAUAUUUAUUAGCUUGAUAGAGAAAAAAGUUGAUGGACUGAGAGAUAGAGAGCUUUGACACAUUAAUUCACUUCCUAGAUAACCAUACCAAACAGGUGGGGCAGGACUGAAGCCAGGAUUGAGGAAUGGAAUCUAGGCCUCCUUCAUUGGUGACAUCACCAUUGCUUCCCCAGGUUUGCAUUAUCUGGGAGCUAGAAACUAGAGCUGGCAUUGGAAAUCACAGACACUCUGAGGUGGCAUCAUAAACAACACUAAGCUAAAUGUCUGCCCUGUCUUUUAAUAUAUUUUUCCUCUGACAUAUUGGAAAUGAUAUGCAUGGUGUUUUCCUGGAAAUUGUUUUCUGUUCAUUCCCAUCGUAGUUUCACUGAUGGUUUCUUGCCUUUUUUCUCAAUGCUUCUACAUACUUCUCCUUAACAUUGCCCAGUCAAGAGUCAGUAUUGCCCCUCUUCUAGCCUGCUGUGCAAUUCCCCUUGACAGAUGUGGCCUUUGUGAUUUGAACCUCCUGUUUCCCUCCAGCUUGGGCAUGUCUCACAGCCUGUAGAUCAUGGGUUUGACUCUGUUGAAUGCUCCGUGUGGCUUUCUAAACACUCCACAAGUCUAAUGUGAAACCAUAUCCUUCCUUUUUUCCUUCAUAUCCAUACACAACUGUCAGUGUUUAUUUUGUGACAGAGUUAACAUGUUGACUGGAAGUGUAUUAUUAUAGGUGAUGACAGCAUUUGAAGACCUGGCUGUGUACUUUACAUGGGAAGAAUGGCAGAAAAUGAACAAUGCUCAGAAAAUCCUGUACAGAGAUGUGAUGCUGGAGACCUACAGCAGCCUGUUCUCCUUGGGGCACUGCAUUACCAAACCUGACUUGAUCUUCAAGUUGGAGCGAGGAGAAGAGCCAUGGAUGGUGGAUGAAUGCUUGAAUCUGAGCCUUUCAGUGGUCAUGAAAAGGGAUGACCUGAUUAGGAUCAACCAGGAAAGUCAGGACAAAAAUCUGAAUCAGGAUUUUAUGAAAAAUAACAAGACAUCAGCUCUCAAGAGAAUUGAAUUAAGAAAACACUUAGUUUAAAUUCAAGCCAUGUUCCAACACUGAUUAUUAAAAAGGGAAUCUAUUCAGGAUUGAAGCCUGAGGAAUGCAAUAAAUGUCACACUGUGUAUCCCCCCAGUGGGCCUGAUCAACUACAGGCUGGAGAGAAAUUUGAUAACACUAAGAUACCUGGAAAAUCUCUCCAGUUCUGUGAGCCUCUUAGCCAGCUUGACAAUAUUCACAUCAUGAAGCAGCCAUUUGGACCCACUGGACAAGCAAAAGUCUUCACAAGAAAGAUGUUCUGUAAAUCUGAGAGGGUUCAUAUGGCAGAAAACUGUAAUAAGUCAACUGUCACUUUUGGAAAAGCAACGCAAAUAGAAAAAGCUAUCCAUGAAAAUUCUAGCCUCAAUAUGCAUCAACAAACUCACACAAGAAAGAAAUUUUAUAAGUACAUUAUGUAUGUUGAACCUGUCAUUCACCAGUCACAUCUUGCAAUAAA